UUCAGUCUGCACUCCUACACUACAUCAUGAUGCGGACUGUGCUCCUGCUGACGGCGGCUGUUCUGGGAGCCGCCGCCGACCAUCCGCCGCCCGCCGUGUCGUCCUACCAGGCCGGGGCGGCCGUCAGUGCGGCACCACAGCCCGUCCAGGACACCUACGAGGUGGCUGAGGCCAAGAGGGCCUUCCAGCAGGAGUACCAGAAGCUGGCCAGGGAGGCCGAACUGGCCCCCGACACCCACCAGUACACUGCGCAGCCCCAGUACUACCAGCAGCAGCCCCGUCCCGCCUACACCCUCGGCCAGGCCCCACAGCCCGUCCAGGACACCUACGAGGUGGCUGAGGCCAAGAGGGCCUUCCAGCAGGAGUACCAGAAGCUGGCCAGGGAGGCUGAACUGGCCCCCGACACCCACCAGUACACUGCGCAGCCCCAGUACUACCAGCAGCAGCCCCAGUACUACCAGCAGCAGCCCCGUCCCGCCUACACCCUCGGCCAGGCUCCACAGCCCGUCCAGGAUACCUACGAGGUGGCUGAGGCCAAGAGGGCCUUCCAGCAGGAGUACCAGAAGCUGGCCAGGGAGGCUGAACUGGCCCCCGACACCCACCAGUACACUGCGCAGCCCCAGUACUACCAGCAGCAGCCCCGUCACGCCUACACCCUCGGCCAGGCCCCACAGCCCGUCCAGGACACCUACGAGGUCGCUGAGGCCAAGAGGGCCUUCCAGCAGGAGUACCAGAAGCUGGCCAGGGAGGCUGAACUGGCCCCCGACACCCACCAGUACACUGCGCAGCCCCAGUACUACCAGCAGCAGCCCCGUCCCGCCUACACCCUCGGCCAGGCCCCACAGCCCGUCCAGGACACCUACGAGGUGGCUCAGGCCAAGAGGGCCUUUCAGAUGGAGUUCGACCGGCGUGCUACCCUGGCCCAGUCUUCCUCGUACAACUGA
Molecule: messenger RNA, 944 nt
Organism: Amphibalanus amphitrite
Lineage: Eukaryota; Metazoa; Arthropoda; Thecostraca; Balanomorpha; Balanidae
Product: probable basic-leucine zipper transcription factor Q
Exons: 3
Coding region: 27-944 (305 amino acids)
Source: RefSeq, a predicted model, not a curated record